AUGAAAGAGGGUGAGAAUGUUGAUACGUACUUCGCUCGAACACUCAUCAUAGCAAACAAGAUGAAGAUUCAUGGUGAAAACAUGCAGCCAGUGGUGAUCAUUGAAAAGAUCAUGAGAUCAAUGACCUUAAGGUUCAACUAUGUUGUGUGUUCGGUUGAAGAAUCUAAUAACUUAGACACCUUUACCAUUGAUGAGUUGCAGAGCAGCUUACUGGUACAUGAGCAGAGGAUGAACGGGCAUGGAGGAUAUGAGCAGGCAUUAAAGGUGACCUACGAUGAUAGAAUUGGUGGAAGAAGAGGCGGUUGA
This is a messenger RNA of Alnus glutinosa, 306 nucleotides long. RefSeq lists its product as uncharacterized. The transcript has a single exon. NCBI's taxonomy places the organism in Eukaryota, Viridiplantae, Streptophyta, Magnoliopsida, Fagales, Betulaceae. Bases 1 to 306 code for a protein of 101 amino acids. The record is from RefSeq and is a predicted model, not a curated record.